Actinia tenebrosa (Australian red waratah sea anemone) is the source of this 2752-nucleotide messenger RNA. RefSeq lists its product as uncharacterized. The record is from RefSeq and is a predicted model, not a curated record. NCBI's taxonomy places the organism in Eukaryota, Metazoa, Cnidaria, Anthozoa, Actiniaria, Actiniidae.
GACGCCAUGGCAUAUCUACUACGUAUUUGUCCAACUUUCAUGUCUCUUAAUGGACUCCGACUUUAAGAUUUCACUCCUGAACGGUUUUUUGACAAAUACAUUUGCUUAUAAAGGGUUUUCAAAACUGCAGAAAUUUUGAAGACACGAAAAUGUCCGGUUCAAAGGAAAAUCUUCUUCAAAACAGUCACUUAUCGACAAGUAAGGAAUCUCUCGAUGGACACUACAAUGGUACAAACUCGCACCAAACGAAACCAGUAAAACAAGGCAAAACUCAAGGAAUGGAGAACAAAGGGUUUGAGGAUGAUCACAGAGGGCUGGAGCCUAGUUUUUCGAACGAAAUAUACUUUUCUCACGAGCCGGCUCAUAGUUAUCAAAAAAGAGCAACAUCAUUACAGCAGCGGCCGAUGGCUCCCCUGCCUUCGAAGGAGCCUCGCCGACACAGCUCUCCGGAUCACAGUGACCAUCUUCGCCAAGACAGAAGUAGAACAAGGCAUGGUGGUGGUAGACGGCGACUUUCGAGUAACAUUGAAGAAGAUUUAAGAAGAAAAGCUUGUCUUAAUAGUAUGAAAAGAUAUCAGAGCGCAAAUCCCCUUCCAACUAGUGGGCAAGAGGCCGAAUAUUCUUAUUGUUACUCUACUACACAAGACAAGGGAAGGCAAUCAGGAGAUAAGAUACAAAACUUAGACGAAGAAAGAAGAUUGGAAAGACCUUCGAUGCAUCAUGAUACGAGAAAAGAAAGAGAAGCUCCUCUUCGAUUUGGCUCGUCGCACCAACAGGAUAAUGAGGUCCAAAAUAUGCAGCAAACAAUCAUAACCUUGGAGAGGAAUCAACUAGAGCAGUACAAGAAAAGGCUUACUUUAGCUCUUAGCGAAAGAGCAAAACUCGCCGGAGAACUCCAGAUGCUGAGUCAAAGUUUAACUGCAAGAGAAAUGGAAAGUGAUCGACAUUCGAGCGAAUCCAUCUCUUUAGGGUYGAGUCUUGGACGUAGUCCUUCAUCAGCGAGAAGCUCAAGGCUUUCUCACAGCUUGGGAGAUCUAAGAAUUCCUGAGAUGUACGGUGAUUAUGGUGAUAUAAGUGUUGAUUAUGAAGACAGUUUACGCCUUCCUCCCGUACCCGGCUCCGCCAAGUCCAGUAGACAAAAAAUGGAAAUUCCAGAACUGGAUCUGAGGAGUUUGAAUUCCUCAUUUGAAAGAAUUUCUUCAGAUCAUAUAGAAAAUCUUCCCAAAGGAAAAGGGUUUGAAAAGAAUAAAGACCCUCUUUCCGUUGAGGAAGGUAAUGAAGGCAACAAUAAAAAUCAAGUAGUAAAAGAAGAUUUAAAAAAGAUGGUGGAUGAUAUCUGGCAAGAUAAUUUGAAAGGAGACGUGUUGGCGGAGGAGAGAAGGAAAGUAAAGACGGAAGAUAAAAUCCUAGAUGAAAAUACCAGGGAUUCUGAUAUAAAUAACAAUGAAAAAGCUACGAAAAAACRUCUGACUGUAGAGGACUUCUUAUCUAACGAAGACUCAAAGGAACGACCCAGUGAUGAAAAAGAGAAAAUCCAAGAGAAAAAGUUGAAUGUUUUACUUGGUAAUGAAGAUAUGAAUGACGAAUCGAGCGGAAUAUCCCCUGAGCUAUACGAACCUGUUGAAUGCCUUUAUAGACCUCAGUUAACGCAAGCGAAUGAUAAGGAACAACAGCACAAAAACCAAAUAAACCACGACCAUGACGAAGGACUGCUACGGCACAAAGUCGAUAACGAAAAGAGCGGUCAAAAUGAAGGUAAUUUAGAGGACUAUUUUACAGCUUCUACUUUACCUGUCGGUAAAAAGGAGAAUAGAAAAGAAGACGGUGAUGAUGUACAUGGGAGAAAAGCAGAGACGAACGCAAAGUCCUUGCGCGAGGAACCGACUUUAAAUGAGAACCAACUACCAGCACGCAUGACAAGAAUCGGGAGAAACGAUAGGCGGUUUAACUACAUGAUACCUCCUGGAGCAAGAACUAAUGUUGCUACGAAUUCUGGGAACAAAAAUAAUUAUUUAGGAAAAAAAGAAACAGAGAAAGCGAUAGAAAGAGAAGUACAAAGGGUCCCCUCCAACAUUUCUGACAAGCUACGAUAUUAUAGAGAAAAAUUAUCCAAUCCCGUGGAAGAAGAGUCGUCACGUGACUUAGCGGACGCGUAUGCACAUGAAAAGGACCCGGAAAAAAGGCGGGAAAUCCAACAACAAGCUGCGAGUGAAGCGGCCAUUUUGAGAAGAGAAGCCUCGGCUUUACUUUUUGAAGCAAYGAACUUGGAAAGAAUUUGUGACCCGAAUGGACGAGUUAGACACGUGUAUUUACCACAAUAGAUUGCAUUUUUGUCUAAAUUGUUAAAAUAAAUCCAAGAACUGUUUUUGUAAGGUGAUGUCUAUAAAGUAAAAGGAUAAAUGAACGCAUUGAUGACAUCAAUUUUGAUGAAAUUUAUGAAUUUUUUGAAAAGAAAAAAGUUUGUUAAUCGACGUUACGUGAUUAUGUAAUGUAACCUAUGAGGUCUUAUGACUUACUGUAACUGGUAAUUCCAGUAAUAAGAAAAUCUAAAAUAUCAAGAGAAAAUUAACUAAGAGAAGGAAUUCCCGCUCCAUAUAUAUCAAACACUCUUUGAUGCUAUUUUUAGUUGAAAUCAUUGAUUCUAUUUUUAGGAACAUAUGCAAAAAAUAGCAUCAGACGGUGGUUACAAACACGAAUACCAGAGAUUCCUUCUCUUGGUUCAUUUUCUCUUGUGUAUAUUCAAUAUAUUUAA